AUGUUCCACCAGGUCAGACUUUCUCCUGAAGAGCGUUGCAGGUUUCGGUUUCUUUGGUGGGAUGAGCAGAUGGAUACUUGGAUUGUCUUUCAGUGGUUAGUGCUCCCAUUCGGAGCGACCUGCAGUCCUUGCUGUGCAACAUUCGCAUUGCAGAAAACCGCAGAAGAUGGCAAGGAAAGAUACCCUCUUGUUCAGGACACCAUAAAGCUGGAAACGUACGUAGACAACCAGCUAGCUAGUCGGGACACCGAACAACAGGCCAAAGAACUUGUUCUUAGUACUCGCCAGUGUCUACAGGAAUCUGGAUUUCAGAUGGUGAAGUAUGCCAGUAGUCACCCAGAAGUGGUAGAGAAUCUGCCGACAGCAGCCCGCUCUAAUCACCAUUUGAGAUCACUCUCACUCGAUCAACUUGAGGGUAAUCCCGAGCCAGCUCUUGGUCUCAAUUGGGACUGUAUGAGUGAUGAGAUGUAUCAUCCAGCCAAAGUUCCUGACAACCGUUUGCUCACAAAACGUACUGCUCUGAGAGUUCUGGCGAGCCAGUUUGAACCCCUUGGUGAUAUUGCACCAUUCACAGCAAGAGCUAAGAUAAUAGUCCAAAAACUCUGGAUGAGCAAACUUGACUGGGAUGAAGAAGUCAACGACACUGAUAUCAGGAAAAGGUGGGAGGACUGGUGUCUCGAACUGGAACAGAUUCCCUCUUUACGGAUGCAGCGGUGUUACACUCCCUCACAUGUUGACAGUACUAGUGUCAAGCGAGCACUUCAUGUUUUUUGCGAUGCUUCAGAGAGGCUGUAUGGUGCAGUUGCAUAUAUGCGUUCCGUGGACGACCAUGAGCAAGUCUAUAUGAGUUUUGUACUGGCCAAGUGUCGAGUGGCACCGAAGCGACUGACCUCUAUGCCACGUCUUGAACUGAUGGCUGCUCUCGUUGGUGCACAGCUGGCUCAGUUGGUGAGCCAAGCCCUAACUGUGGAGUUGGACUAUGUGAUGAUGUGGAGUGAUUCUACCACGGUGCUGACAUGGAUUCAGUCAGAUUCUUGUCGCUUCAAAGUUUUCGUUGGCACCCGUGUAGCUGAAAUCCAGACCUUAACUGACGGCAUGGAAUGGCGCUACGUGCGGACCACAGACAACCCUGCGGAUGAUAUAACUCGGGGACUGUCAGUUGCAGAGCUAGGGAAGGGCUCCAGAUGGAGUGAAGGACCACCAUGGCUACUUGGUCCACCAGACACCUGGCAAAGUGAAAGUGCACCAGUCCUCGCACAGACCCGCGCUUCAUCAUCUGCUGAUACAAGUGAGAUUAAGAAAGCUCUCUUUUGUGGAGUGACCAUGACCGGCCCCGUGAAUGAUCUGGAUUUGACGGUUUUUGAGAGUUGGACUGACUUGGUCAAUGCAUUGGGUCAGAAGUUGUAUCCAUUUGAUGAGCAGGUGACCGGUGCUCUCUCUCCUGACCAGACGCGUGAUGUUGAGAAUCAGCUCCUCCAGCGGGCACAGAUGGAUCAUUUCAAAGCAGAGAUCGCUGCCCUUGAGGCUGGAAAGGAGAUAUCAAAGGAAAGCCGUCUAAUCCAGCUCGCACCCGAGCUAGACAGAACUGAGAAGUUGAUCAGAGUUGGGGGUCGUCUAAGAAAAGUGCCUCAACAGGAUUGUGUUGAUUUCGAGUUACAUCCAAUUGUCCUGGACCAGCAUCACCCAGUUACCAAGCUCCUAAUCAAGGAUGCUGAUAACCAUUUCAGUCAUCAAGCUGGCACCGGACAAGUUUUUGCCUACCUUCGGCGUCGCUAUUGGAUCAUCCGUGGGCGCAGUUCAGUAAAAGGUGUUCUCCAUGCCUGUUUUGAAUGUCGCCGUUGGCGUGAGAAGCCCCGAGUCCCUCGUAUGGCUGACCUCCCAAAAUCCCGCUUGCGACUGCACAAGCCUCCUUUCUACUCAACAGGAAUGGACUGUUUUGGUCCAAUGACUGUCACAAUUGGACGAAGACAGGAGAAACGCUGGGGCCUUCUGUUCAAAUGCAUGACGACCCGUGCCAUUCAUCUAGAACUUCUGGAGAAAAUGGAUGCAGAUCACUUCCUAAUGGCAUACCGAAGGUUUGCUUCCCGGCGAGGAGUACCCUAUGAGUUACUAAGCGACUGUGGCACUAAUUUUACUGGUGCCGCAACAGAGAUGGAAAAUGCCUUGAAAGAGAUGGAGCCAGAGCUGGUUAAGCGACUUGCGAAGUACAAGGUGUUAUUCAGGUUCAACCCCCCUAACGCACCCCAUUUCGGUGGCCUGUGGGAGCGCGAAGUACGUUCAGUCAAGACCGCACUCAAAGGAGUACUUGGAGACCGCACUGUCCCAGAACCUGUUCUGCGCACUGUAUUGACUGAAGCCGAGGGCAUCAUGAACUCCAAACCUCUUGGUUAUGCAUCGUCAGAGGUGGCAGAUAUCGAUCCAGUAACACCCAACAUACUUCUGAUGGGGCGGCGCGAUCCUGCACUCCCCAUGGUAGUCUAUGAUGAGGGCCGCCGCAGUUGGCGACAUAGUCAGGUCUUAGCAGACCAUUUCUGGCGUCUCUUCAUACGCUCGUACCUGCCAACUUUGCAGACCCGACAGAAGUGGCAGCGAGAGGUCGACAACCUGUCUGUUGGAGAUGUGGUGAUGAUUGCAGACCCACAGCUUACCCGCUCCCAGUGGCCAGUUGGUGUUGUGUCAGAGGUGCUUCCAAGCAGUGAUGACAGAGUCAGAGCUGUCAACGUGAAGGUGGACAAACGGACGUACAAGCGACCUGUAUCCAGGCUUGUGAGAUUGUCCAAGUAUGAGGAAGGGGAUACUGCCAAGAGCAAUGCACUGCUCACUCGUACUCGCAUUCCAUUCAAGCUCUACUCUAGCUAUGAAACAAGUACUGUUUAA
Molecule: messenger RNA, 2877 nt
Organism: Asterias rubens (European starfish)
Lineage: Eukaryota; Metazoa; Echinodermata; Asteroidea; Forcipulatida; Asteriidae
Exons: 1
Coding region: 1-2877 (958 amino acids)
Biological process (GO): DNA integration
Molecular function (GO): nucleic acid binding
Source: RefSeq, a predicted model, not a curated record